AUGAGACAAAGACUGACUAUUUUCAAUCCCGGGUCUUCACACGAUGAUGUAAUUCAAAACCUCAACUCAACAAAUUUCAAAUUAACAGCACCCUCAUCAGAACAACGAUUUUCAAUUGAGAAUAAAUUCACAAUACCUAUUGCCACACCACUUCAAUAUAUUCGGCAAUUGCGUAUUCAAUCAAAGAAACUGUAUGCUGAUGUGAAUCCACUUUUCCCAUUCGAUUUCACUACGGGUUUGAAUAUUUAUGUGAUUCCUAGAAAUACUGUGAAUGAUGAUGAUGAUGAUGAAUUUUUCCAAGAAUUGAGUAAUGUUUUGAAGGAGGUGGUCAAUUUGGAUAUCAACGCGACUGAAUGGACCACUGCCGUGAAUUCAUUGUACUAUUAUUCAUCACAACCGGCUCAAUUACAAGCACAAUCGUCUUGGAUCAAGUAUUAUGAUGUACAAGAUUACGAUUCCACAUUCGAUUUAGUAUACAAUGCUGAUGAGUCUUCUAAGCAGAUAGUAUUACGUCAGUUGGUCACCAAAGUUGUUGACAUCAGCUACGAUUUGAAAUUAGGUGAGUAUAAAGAGAUCGGACUCUUUUUAAACGAUGCCAAAGUAUCCCAAACUAAAGAUGAUUUAGUAUUGAGUGGGUUGAGAGUUAUUUUAGAUGGUCAAAGUGAGUCACAAGAUGAUGCUGAUGAUAAAAAUAUACACAAGACAAUGUUUCAUUUGAAGCCAAGACAUAGGUACUUACCAGGGUCAAUCUCGUCCUCCAUAAUACCACAAGGUUUACAUCCUAUAUUAGCGACUACCGUAUCAACAGAAAAUGGCUUAAGGUCCACAAUUAAUUACGAGAUAGUUGGAAUCGAUGCUGAUGUGGAGGCUUGUAACAGCUACUACUAUCUCAAUUUGAACAAGUCUUUAAUAUUUGACAAGUAUCAAAACAUCCCACUAAAUUCAACUUUACUUGUCAAUAAUGGAGUUUCAAACUUGGAGUUACCAGAGUACAAGAUAUCCCAAUGGGGCAGUGAAUUAUUGUUUGAAAUAAAACAAGAUGAAGCAUCUGAUGUAUCAUCACCGGCCAGGUUUGAUUUCAAUUUAACAUUGCAUUCACGAUACCAAUUACCAAACAAUAGCGACUCAUCAUCACCAUUUACUCAAAUUAUCAACCCACAACCUCAAUUUUUCAUUGCUUGUAAAGUAAAAGAAGGUCACUUGUUGAAUAAAUCACCAUUUGAUUCUAAAAGACUGAGUCUAUUGGGUAACAAUUACGAAGCGUAUUUCCAAAAUGACACUGUAUUUUAUCAUUUCGAUACAAUCGAAACUGAUCGUCAUGUAUCAGUGGACAUACCUCAUGGAACAACUACAUUUGAUCGAGUCAAUUCAAUAACUACAUUCACAAUCUUGAUUGGUAUUGGCAUCAUAUUUUGGGGUAUUUUGCAGAAAUUUACAAAGUCGAAACCGAUUGGCAAAUCUAAAACCGAUUAA
Molecule: messenger RNA, 1473 nt
Organism: Lodderomyces orthopsilosis Co 90-125
Lineage: Eukaryota; Fungi; Ascomycota; Pichiomycetes; Serinales; Debaryomycetaceae
Exons: 1
Coding region: 1-1473 (490 amino acids)
Biological process (GO): GPI anchor biosynthetic process; protein processing
Cellular component (GO): endoplasmic reticulum membrane; glycosylphosphatidylinositol-mannosyltransferase I complex
Molecular function (GO): mannosyltransferase activity
Source: RefSeq, a predicted model, not a curated record